AUGGAAAAGAAGAAAUUUUCUGGACUUGAAGUCACACUGAUCACUCUUUUCCUUUUGGCAGCGGUCGUAGCAAGUAUUUUGAUAGGCCUUCUAGCAACUGGUCAUUCUGGUUUUAAAGAUUUUUCACCCACAUGUCCAAAUGUACAAUCACAUGAGAAAAUAAAUUGCCUUCCAGACCAAGUGGCAACUCAGGCUGCAUGUGCACUCCGCGGCUGUUGCUGGAGCCCUCAGAAUGAGUCAUCCAUACCUUGGUGCUACUUUUCUAGCAACCACGGAUACAGAACUGCAGGGAGCACAAAAGACACAAACACAGGAUUUGAAGUUAAACUAAAAAGAAAUGCUGCCCCAUCCUUGUUUGGAGGUGAUAUUUCAGAAGUUCUCCUCACUGCGGAAUAUCAGACAACAAACCGUUUCCGGUUUAAGAUUACAGAUCCUGCUAAAAAAAGAUUUGAAGUCCCACAUGAACAUGUGAAACCCUUUGAGGGACAAAAAGCAACCAAUCCAAACUACAGGGUUGAAGUAAUUAAUAAUCCUUUUGCCAUCCAGGUGAUCCGGAAUAGCAAUAACAAAGUCCUUUUUGACACCUCUAUUGGACCACUUGUGUAUGCUGACCAGUUCUUGCAGCUCUCCAUCCGAGUACCCAGCUGGAAUGUAUACGGUGUUGGAGAACAUGUCCAUAAACAAUACCGACAUGAUUUUAAUUGGAAAACUUGGCCCAUUUUUACUCGGGAUGCCUUUCCUAAUGGAGACAUGAGCAAUUUAUAUGGUGCUCACACUUUCUUCUUGUGCCUGGAAGACAACACCGGACAUUCUUUUGGUGUAUUCUUGAUGAACAGCAAUGCCAUGGAAUUUGCUCUCCAGCCAGCUCCAGCUGUUACAUACAGAACAAUUGGUGGAAUUUUAGAUUUCUAUAUUUUCUUGGGAAACACACCAGAGCAAGUUGUCCAAGAAUAUCUAUCGUUCAUAGGACUUCCAUGGAUGCCUUCCUAUUGGAGUCUUGGGUUCCAUAUCUGCCGUUGGGAUUACAAGGAUCUUAAUGAUGUGAAAGCAGUUGUAGAAAGAAAUCGAGCAGCUGGAAUACCUUAUGAUGUUCAGUACACUGACAUUGACUACAUGGAAGAUGCCAAAGAUUUUACUUAUGAUGAAAUAAACUUUGCAGGCCUCCCAGAAUUUGCUCAAGAUCUUCAUGCCCAUGGACAGAAAUAUGCAAUAAUAUUGGAUCCCGCCAUUUCUACUGGGAAUCGUCGCAAUAAUACCCCUUAUGAAGCCUAUAUAAAUGGUGAACGGAUGAAAGUGUGGGUAAAUGCAUCAAAUGGAAUAGACCCUCUUAUUGGAGAGGUCUGGCCAGGAACAGCAGUCUUCCCUGAUUAUUCAAAUCCUGAUGCUAUUACAUGGUGGACUAAUGAGAGCAAAACAUUACACAACACCCUUGACUUUGAUGGACUGUGGAUUGAUAUGAAUGAAGUAUCCAAUUUUGUUAAAGGAUCCCGAACGGGCUGUGAAGAAAACAAUUUAAAUUAUCCACCUUAUACUCCAAAGAUUAUUGAUGGAGUCAUGUAUUCAAAGACACUUUGCAUGGAUGCAGUGCAGAAGGCGGGAAAACAGUACGAUGUCCACAGCCUCUAUGGAUAUUUUAUGACCAUCGCUACUGAUCAAGCUCUCCAAACUGUUUUCCCUGGGCAAAGAAGCUUCAUGCUGUCUCGUUCUACUUUUGCUGGAUCUGGAAAGUUCUCCGGACAUUGGCUGGGGGAUAAUGCUGCCACCUGGAAUGAUAUUAAGUGGUCCCUCCCAGGAAUGCUGGAAUUUGGUCUCUUUGGAUACCCUUUUAUUGGAGCAGAUAUUUGUGGGUUUUUUGAUAAUGUCUCAGAAGAACUCUGCCGACGGUGGCUGCAAGUUGGAGCAUUUUAUCCGUUUUCUAGGAAUCACAAUAGUGAAAUAAAUGAACCUAAAGAUCCUGCAUCUUUUGGACAGAACUCUCGUUUGGUGAACUCAACCAAACACUAUCUAAACAUCCGCUACACUUUGUUACCAUACCUCUAUACCCUUUUUUACAAAGCACAUACCCAAGGAAGCACAGUAGCAAGACCUGUUCUACAUGAGUUCUACUCGGAUGAAGCCACCUGGGCUAUCGACAGACAGUUCUUAUGGGGCCCUGGACUUCUUAUUACUCCAGUCCUGGAUGCAGGUGUGGAUACAGUGACUGCAUAUAUGCCUGAUGCUGUAUGGUAUGAGUAUGAGACAGGUUCAAAGGCAGUUUGUAGAAAACAAGAAUGUCAGAUGCAUCUCCCAGCAGACAAAAUAGGACUUCAUCUCAGAGGAGGCUACAUCUUUCCAACUCAGCAACCAGCCAACACAACAGUUUACAGCCGCCAAAAUCCCAUGGGAUUGAUAAUUGCCUUAGAUGGCAAUCAGUCAGCAGUUGGAGACUUAUUUUGGGAUGAUGGCGUAACCAGAGGUACAGUGGAAAAUCAAGCUUACAUCUUAUAUCAGUUCAGCGUCUCCAAUAAUGUCUUAACGAUGACUGUGGUACACAGUGGCUACACAGAUCCCAAUAAUUUACAAUUUGAGGAAAUUAAAAUCCUUGGCUUGCCCCUUCAGCCGACAGAGCUGAAAGUGACGUCAAACAAUGUGGCUCAGACAUAUCCUGUAAAUGUCAAUUACAGUGUUUCAGAUAAGGUUGCCCAUAUAACAGGACUUCAGCUUAAAUUGGGAGAGUCACACACAAUUUCUUGGGCCCAGGUCUUGACAAAUAGUGACAAAUUUGAUUGCCAUCCUGAUCCAGAUGCAACACUUGAAAGCUGUCAAGCUCUUGGCUGCUUGUGGAAUGACUUGGUUCCCGAAGGAGUACCAUUCUGUUACUACCCAGACAAUUAUGAUAGAGACGUUUAUACUGUUCAACAAGUUCAAUACACAUCUUCUGGUUUAACGGCAGACCUUGGGAUAAAUAUGAAAUCCAUUAAAAGUCCCAGGCUGACAGUAACGCCCAUUGGCACACUGAGGUUGGAAGUGAUAUAUCAUGAGAACCACAUGUUUCAGUUUAAGAUUUAUGAUUACAGUAAUAAAAGAUAUGAAGUUCCAGUACCACUGAACCUCUCUAGCACUCCUGCAAGUACUCUUGAAAAUCGUCUCUAUGAUGUAUCGGUACAAAACUACCCCUUUGGCAUCCAAGUUCGACGCAGGAGCUCUGGGACAGUUAUUUGGGAUUCCCAAUUGCCUGGCUUCACCUUCAGUGACAUGUUCAUCCAGAUUUCCACUCGCUUACCCUCACAGUAUGUGUAUGGGUUUGGUGAAACGGAGCAUCAACAGUACCAGCAUGAAAUGGACUGGGUCACUUGGCCAAUGUUUGCCAGGGAUCAAUCUCCUGGAUACAAAUUCAAUAUGUAUGGAGUUCACCCCUUUUACAUGGGCCUGGAAAAUGAUGGCAAUGCUCAUGGAGUUCUCUUACUAAACAGUAAUGGAAUGGAUGUGAAAUUUCAGCCAACUCCAGCUUUGACUUACCGUACUCUUGGAGGAAUUUUGGACUUUUAUGUGGUUUUGGGCCCAACUCCUGAGCAAGUGGUUCAGGAGUACACUGCACUCAUUGGACGUCCAGUCAUGCCUCCAUAUUGGGGUUUGGGAUUCCAGUUAUGCCGCUAUGGAUAUGAAAAUGAUACAGAAAUUUCCGAUCUGUAUGACCAAAUGAAGGCAGCUAAUAUCCCUUAUGAUGUACAAUAUGCUGAUAUUGACUACAUGGAACGGCAGUUAGAUUUCACACUCAGUUCCAAAUUUGCUAACCUUCCAACUGUGGUUAACAGACUAAAAGCAGAUGGCAUGAGAUUUGUCAUCAUCCUGGAUCCAGCCAUUUCAGGAAAUGAAACUAACUAUCCGCCAUUCACACGAGGUGUUCAGGAUGAUGUCUUCAUCAAAUGGCCCAAUGGCAGUUCUAUUGUGUGGGGAAAGGUGUGGCCAUAUCUACCUGGUGUCGUGGUGGAUCCUUCAGCAGGCUGGGAUGAAAAAGUAGAGAAAUACAGCGCUUGGGCUGCCUUCCCUGAUUUCUUCCGUAAUUCUACAGCUGAGUGGUGGAAGAGAGAAAUUCAGGAGUAUCACACAAACCCUGUUACUCCAGCAAAAAGCAUUAAAUUUGAUGGACUUUGGAUUGAUAUGAACGAACCAGCAAAUUUUGUCAAUGGUGCAAUUACUGGCUGUGGAGACUCAGAACUUAAUCGCCCUCCAUACUUGCCAGCCAUUUUGGGAAAUGAUAUUGGACUGAGUAGCAAAACCUUGUGCAUGCAAAGUCAACAGCAUUUGCCUGAUGGUAGCCCACUUCGGCACUAUGAUGUCCACAACCUCUAUGGUUGGUCACAAACUAAGCCCACCUAUGACGCACUACACAGUGUCACCGGAGAACGUGGUAUCGUCAUUUCUCGUUCCACUUACCCUUCAAGUGGCAGAUGGGCAGGGCACUGGUUGGGUGACAACUACUCAAGAUGGGAUCAGCUUUACAAAUCUAUAAUUGGCAUGAUGGAAUUUAGCCUCUUCGGAAUGUCCUAUACUGGUGCAGAUAUCUGUGGCUUCAAUGAAGAAACAACCUACCAAAUGUGUGCUCGCUGGACACAGCUGGGUGCCUUUUACCCGUAUUCUAGGAAUCACAAUGGCUUAGGAUCUAAGAGGCAAGAUCCAGUAUCCUUUGAUGAUCAUUUUAAAGAAAUAGCAAGGAAUGUGCUCAAUACCAGAUAUACUUUACUCCCAUAUCUCUACACAUUGAUGUAUGAAGCUCAUGCUCAUGGUAGCACGGUUGUGCGCCCUUUACUCCAUGAGUUUACUGAUGAUAAGACGACAUGGGAUAUAUAUGAACAGUUUCUGUGGGGACCUGCAUUGCUCAUAAGCCCAGUUCUGCAUGAAAAUGCUACAAUAGUGGAAGCUUAUUUUCCUGAUGCUCCCUGGUAUAAUUAUUACACGGAUAAAGUUGAGAAAGUGCGGGGACAGUUCCAAAACAUAUCUACUCCCCUUGAAGACAUAAAUCUGCAUCUCAGAGGUGGCUACAUCAUUCCAUGGCAACUGCCUGGUUUAAACACUGAGGCCAGCCGAAAGAAGAUGAUGGGUCUUACAGUUGCUUUAGAUGAUAACGAGUCUGCUCAGGGGCUCCUUUAUUGGGAUGAUGGUACAACAAUUGAUGCAUAUGAGAAAGGUCUUUACCUCCUGCACACAUUUAAAGCCAGUCCGGGUGUCUUGGACAUCAGUGUCACCCACCGUGGAUAUACUGACCCAAACAACUUAAAAAUUGGUGAAAUUAAAAUCCUAGGACUAGUAGGCGGCUCCAUUUUCUCCGUUACAGUACUUCAAAAUGGUGUGCCAAUUUCGUCCAACUAUAACACAACCUAUAAUUCUUCGUCUCAGGCUUUACACCUUACAAACCUUGAGCUUGCAUUGGGGCAAGAAUAUACAGUGCGAUGGAAUCAAGAGACAGAAAAGUUUGACUGUUAUCCAUAUCCUGAACCGACCCAAGUCACUUGUGAAAAUCGUGGUUGCAUCUGGCAGGUUGUUUCUACUCCUGGAAUUCCACACUGUUUUUAUCCUCGUAACUAUGGUUAUUCUGUCAGUAACAUUCAAAACAGUAAUGUGGGCUUGUCAGCUGACCUUCAGAGGAAUACUGAGUUUCCGAACCCCUAUGGAACUAGGUCACCACCAGUGGACCAGCUUCGCUUGGAAGUGAAGUACCAUUACAAUGACAUGUUGCAAUUUAAGAUAUAUGAUCCCAACUCCAAAAGAUAUGAAGUUCCAGUUCCACUCUUCACCCCAGAUGUUCCUGAAAGUUCAGAGGCUAAUCGGCUCUAUCAGGUGGAAAUUGUGGACAAUCCAUUUGGCAUAAGGAUCCACCGAAAAAGCACAGGAACGGUUAUAUGGGAUUCUCAGGUCCCAGGCUUCACCUUCAGUGACAUGUUCAUUCAGAUUGCUACUCGCCUGCCAUCACAAUACAUAUAUGGAUUUGGAGAAAAUGAACACACUCAUUUCCGGAGAGAUAUGAACUGGGAGAGCUGGGGAAUGUUCACUAAAGAUCAGCCUCCUGGUUACAAACUGAAUUCCUAUGGCUUCCAUCCCUUCUACAUGGGACUGGAAAAUGAUGGAAGUGCUCAUGGAGUCCUUUUGCUGACCAGCAACGCUAUGGACGUCACCUUCCAACCAACACCUGCUCUGACAUAUCGCACAAUUGGAGGAAUUCUGGACUUCUACAUGGUUUUGGGGCCUACUCCAGAAGAAGUGGUUCAAGGAUACACUAGACUAAUUGGACGACCAGUUAUGCCCCCUUAUUGGGCUUUGGGAUUCCAGCUUUGCCGCUAUGGAUACAAAAAUACUUCUGAAGUUGACGAUCUGUAUACAGCGAUGAGGGCAGCUCGGAUACCAUAUGAUGUACAGUAUACAGACAUUGAUUACAUGGAACGGAAGCUGGACUUCACUCUUGGCCAAAACUUCCGUGAUCUUCCUGCUUUUGUUGAUCGAAUAAAAUCAGAGGGUUCAAGAUUCAUCAUCAUCUUGGACCCAGCUAUAUCAGGCAAUGAAACUGAGCCAUAUCCUACAUUCACAAAAGGUGUGCAGAACAAUGUCUUCAUCACAUGGCCCAACACCACAGACAUUGCAUGGGCAAAGGUAUGGCCGGAUUAUCCCAACGUAACAGUUGAUGAAAAUGCAAGUUUAGAAGUACAGCUUGAGCUCUACCGGGCAUAUGUUGCCUUUCCUGAUUUCUUCCGCAAUGCAACAUCAGCGUGGUGGCAAGAGGAAAUAAGGAAUUAUCAUGCCAAUUAUGUGAAAUUUGAUGGCCUAUGGACUGACAUGAAUGAACCAUCCAACUUUAUUGAUGGAGCUGUUGAUGGCUGCAGAAACCGAGAAUUAAAUUAUCCUCCAUAUCUGCCAGCUUUGGUAUUAAGAGAUAGAGGACUAAGCCUUGUGACAAUAUGCAUGGAAAGUGAACAGCAACUUCCUGAUGGGACACCCGUAAGACACUAUGAUGUGCAUAACCUGUAUGGAUGGUCACAAGCAGAACCCACUUACUAUGGUAUGCACAAUGCCACAGGAGAACGUGGGAUCAUUAUUACCCGUUCCACAUACCCAUCCAGUGGACGAUGGGCAGGACAUUGGCUUGGUGAUAACUAUGCAAGAUGGGACCAGCUUGACAAAUCCAUUAUUGGUAUUAUGGAGUUCAGCCUCUUUGGAAUCUCGUAUUGUGGUGCUGACAUCUGUGGCUUCUUCAAUGACACAACCUAUGAACUGUGCGCCCGAUGGAUGGAGCUUGGGGCAUUCUACACCUUCGCUAGAAAUCAUAAUGUGAUGGGCACUAGGAGGCAAGAUCCUGUCUCCUUUAACUCAACCUUUGAAGACAUAUCAAGGAAUGCGCUCAACAUACGAUACAGAUUGUUGCCCUAUCUGUACACGCUGAUGCAUAACGCUCACUUAUAUGGCAGUACAGUUGCACGUCCUUUGUUACAUGAGUUUGUCAAUGAUAGGGUGACAUGGGAUAUCUACAGACAAUUUUUAUGGGGCCCAGCACUGAUGAUCAGUCCGGUUCUUGAUGAAGGUGCUGUGACAGUGAAUGCUUACAUACCGGAUGCACGGUGGUACGACUAUCAUACGGGAAAAGACAUUGGAGUGCGAAAACAGUUCCAAGUGUUGGAUGCGCCACUGGAACAUAUAAACCUUCAUGUUCGGGGUGGCUACAUCAUCCCCUGGCAAGUGCCUGGUAUUACAACCAAUGCCAGCCGUGCAAAUCCCAUGGGCCUCACUGUUGCUUUGGAUGAUUACGGGUUUGCCACAGGAGAACUUUAUUGGGAUGAUGGAAUCAGUAUUGAUUCAUUUGAAAACAGUUACUACUUCCUUGCAGAAUAUCAAGUGUCUAAUAAUACAUUGAGGGUCUCUGUGCUGCACAACAACUAUUUAACUGAUUCAAUUGAUUUAAGAAUUGGUUAUUUGCAUGUCUGGGGAGUGUCAGCUUCAGUUACAAACGUUAUUGUGACACAUGAUGGAACAGAAGAAGAUUUCUUGUUUCGGUAUGAUCCAGAAAGCCAGAUUCUAGAAGUUGAUUUCACUGGCAAUGUUUACCUCAUUUAUCAGCUAGACCAAGUAAAAUGGGUGACAACCUCUUAACCAUCCAUGAAAAAAACAAGCAAGAUGACAAUUGCUUCGUCACAAAUGAAUGUAUUGCGGAUUUGAACUAUGUUUUGUUCAGCUAUAAUUGCAACAUACAAAUGAAGAAAUUGAUAUGACAUCACUGCAGAUAAUAUUUGUCAUAAAACAUUUUCAUUUUCCUGUAAAGGAAGCCAUACUUAUUCACUUGUACAUGACCAGUGUAGAAUGCUGUGGUGGCCACUGAAGACAGAAAGGAGAAUGGGUGUUUAUUUCAUUGAAGCACAGAAAAGUAUUAUGAUUUUGUAAAAUAGCCAAUAGAAAGUGCCAAAAAAAACCCUCAUUAUGGUAGGGUAAUCUAUGUGAAAUCAGAUUUGAUGGGGGGGGCGAGGGUGGUUUUUCAUAGGACUUAAAAUGUCAUUGUAACAGCUAAGUGCCUAACAUGAUAGACUAUGCAAUUGUUUUUUAUGAUGAUGAUGAUCAGUGUGAGAAUGUGUCACAAGACACAACAAAGCUCUGAUAUUUUUUGUAAUUUAUACUAAUGAGAAAAUAAAA
Molecule: messenger RNA, 8649 nt
Organism: Pogona vitticeps (central bearded dragon)
Lineage: Eukaryota; Metazoa; Chordata; Lepidosauria; Squamata; Agamidae
Source: RefSeq, a predicted model, not a curated record